CCGGCCCGGGCUGUCAGAGAAGGAGGAGGAGGCGGAGGCCGUCCCGGGGAGGAGCCAGGGUUGCGGCCAGGGCUGGCUGUGUGCUCUCCCCAGCCCAGAUUAGAUGAUCGUGGAGGCAGCGGCGGGUCGUGCUGCUCCCCGGGUGUCACCAUGUCGCUGCGGGCCCGCGCCCUCUAUGACUUCCGAGCGGAGAACCCGGGGGAGGUGUCCCUGCGGGAGGCCGAGGUGCUCAGCCUGUGCAGCGAGCAGGACAUCGAGGGCUGGCUGGAGGGGGUGAACAGCCGGGGGGAGCGCGGUCUGUUCCCGGCUUCCUACGUGGAGGUGAUCCGCAGCGAGCCGGCCUCCCCCCCUCCGCCGCCCCCGCCACCCCCGGCCCCGGACUCCCGCUACUCCAACCUGCCCGCCGGGGGGUACUCCCCGCCGCAGCCCUCCGCCCAGGCUCCUCCCCAGCUGGCCUUCUCCUUCCCCGCGGGAGCCGUGCAGCCCCGGCCGAGCGCCCUCCACUACCAGCAGAGCCAGCCCAGCGACGACGACUGGGACGACGAGUGGGAUGACAGCAGCUCCACGGCGGCCGACGAGCCCGGGGGGGCUCCCACUCCCGGUUACUAUGGCGGCGGCGGUUUCCAUGACUACGACGGGUCCAGCUCGCGCUACCGAAUGUCCACCCGCUCCGAGCUGCCCCCGGGCUCCUACUCCACCACCGCCUCCUCCGCCUCCCAGGCCGCCAAGGGCUCGGCCACCGUCAGCCGCAACCUCAACCGCUUCUCCGCCUUCGUCAAGACCGGCGGCGAGGCGUUCGUGCUGGGCGAGGCGGCCGGGUUCGUGCGGGACGGGGACAAGCUGUGCGUGGUGCAGGGCCCGCACGGGCCGGAGUGGCAGGAGAACCCGUACCCGUUCGGCUGCUCCAUCGACGAGCCGACCAAGCAGACCAAGUUCAAGGGGAUGAAGAGCUACAUCUCGUACCGGCUGCUCCCCAGCCACACCGGCCUGCAGGUCUACCGCCGGUACAAGCACUUCGACUGGCUCUACACCCGCCUGCUGGAGAAAUUCCCGGUCAUAUCGGUACCCCGCAUCCCCGAGAAACAGGCCACCGGCCGCUUCGAGGAGGACUUCAUCUCCAAGCGGAGGAAGGGUCUGAUCUGGUGGAUGGACCACAUGUGCAGCCACCCGGUGCUCUCACGGUGCGACGCCUUCCAGCACUUCCUCACCUGCACCGACGAGAAGGCCUGGAAACAGGGCAAGAGGAAAUGCGAGAAGGAUGACAUGGUUGGAGCCAACUUCUUCCUCACCCUCAGCACCCCACCAGGGGCCCCAGUGCUGGACCCCCACGAUGUGGAAGGCAAGCUGGACUCCUUCAAGGCGUUCGCCAAGAGGAUGGAUGAGGGAGUCCUUCAGCUCAACCAGACAGCCGGAGAGUUUGCCCGAAAACAAGCUUCAGGCUUCAAGAAGGAGUACCAGAAGGUGGGCAUGGCCUUCAAAGGCUUGGGACAAGCUUUCGAGAUAGACCAGCAGCCCUUCUCGGUGGGAUUCAACCGGGCUAUGGCCUUCACUGGGGAUGCCUAUGAUGCUAUUGGGGAAAUGUUUGCAGAGCAGCCUCGACAGGACCUGGAUCCCAUCAUGGACCUGCUGGCAGUCUACCAGGGCCACCUGGCCAACUUCCCAGACAUCAUCCACGUCCAGAGAGGUAACCACAAAAAAAGGGGGUGCUCUGGUGUGUUGGGGGUUGCUGUCACUGAGAUGCAGGAUACUAGGGCUACAGGGUAUGACGGUUUCUCAUAAAUUAGAUUAAGAUAUGUGCAUUAUUAAUACAUUACAACAUUCCAUUAUUGUAACAAUUGAAUAUUGUGGACCCAGGAUGUAAUUACUUGGGAAGACCCCAUGUAUGUAGGAGGUGAAAGGUAGACAAAUGUGUAGAAAACACUUCGCCUUAAUUCGAUUCAUUCUCACUCAAUAUGUAACUGUAAAACCACAAAUCCUCUAGCAAUCUUUUGAUACUUUUACUGCAAUUAUAAUAGACGAAAACUUCUUUCAUGAUGGUAACAAAACAAGCUUGAUCUUUGUGUUUGAAAUAGCAAUGCCUAUUUGUAAUGCCUUCUAACAUAGUUUCAGAUUAUGUCAGAGAUCACUCAGUUGGAGGGGGUUUACAGUGACACCAAUCUGAACUUUGCAAUGGAAUUAGAGCAUAAUAUCUAGUCAAUUCUUCUGGCAGUCUUAACGUCUUAUUGUUAUGUGUUUGUAGGAACACCUGAUAUUGAGCUAUUCAGAAUAGGUAUUCAAAGAAAUUAGGUAUUCUAUAAGAUAUAUGUAUAACUAUCUGUGCUUUCUAUUUUGUGGGCUAGUAUUUCCUUAAAAUUACAAAUGUCUUGGAACAAUGCUUUGAAUCUUUUAUGCUAUUGCCUUGGUCUAAAUAUUUAAAUAAAAAAUAUAUAUAUUUUAUGGCACUGCUUACACACAUCAUACAAACUACAUAAUGAUCUCUAAUAGUUUUGUCAGCAUCUGUGCGCAUGCAAACCAAUGUUUCAUUCAUUCAUUCAUUCAUUCAUUCGUACACUUGGGGAUACUGAUUUUGCCUUUUUCCCAUAGGCCAACACUGGGCAGGGGUGUAUGUAGUAUGCACAGCAUCUCAUUGGAAAUACAAGGCCCAUUAUUGACUGCAUCACUCUUGUCUGCAUAAACCAAAUCAAAGUAGAGAUACUCCUGUCUAAAUUUACAUUUUUAUGUGGCUGCUUUUUUCUUUUCUAUCUCGUAUAGUGGUUAACUUUUUUCAUUUUUCAAAGAACAAAAGUUAUGUACAUUACAUUACCUGCAUAGGUCACCAAUGUUAAACAAUGUUCAUUAGGCUUUCAAAGCUCUAACAAAUGUUUUAUGGACUCGCUUAAGCAGCAGUCCAGACAAAAAUUAUGAACCAUUGAUUCAGGGAUUUUUUUCUUUAAAUACAAGGAAGAAAAAGAUUGCACAGGAUGUAUAUGUGCUUUACUCAAGCAUACCCUGAUGCUUACCAAACGUAUGGUUGCAAAACAUUUUAACCUAUUAAAUGGAAAGAAGUGUGUAUUAAAUGAGGAAAUGAUACAGGAAAUUAAUUCUAUAUUUUAAAGGAAUGUUCUCAAUUUUGACUUUCCUUGUUGGCAAUUUUACAUUGCGAAAUCUCCAAUGACUCACUGUACAAAACUUUCUUGAGUUGCAAUACUUAAAGUAUAAUAUCUCGAAAGCUUACAAUGUAUAACAUCCCAGCACACUGAAGACAUUUUGCCAAAUCUUAGCACCCUAGAUAUUAAUGUGCCUUUCACGUGAUACUCAGCCUGCCAAUUGUUUUUGGCUUGCUGAACAUGAUGGGAAAUUUAUUUUUCAAACAUCUGGGAUGCUGGAGUGAUUCAUCACCAUUGUAAAGUGAGCAUAUGAGGUGUCAAGUAUUCAAAAUGAAGUACAAAGAGCUGAGAGAUUUAUGAAAGUGUCUUAUUCUGAAAAGUGGUACAAAGUUUGAAGUGGAAUCACCAGUGGAAUGUGCUUUUGGUUUCCAUGGUGAUAACACCGCUUUUCUUAUACUUUAAUAAAUCUCUUCCAAUGCGACUUCUAGGUAAUACAUUGCAUGCUAGUAUUAUCCAAUCAUUUUGUUUACUGCAUAAAUAAGGCUUUUCUUGGUAAUCUCUGGACACACUUUCUUGAAAUAAGCAAUCUGAUUUUUUUUUUUUUUCAGUAGGGGGUUUGUGAGAGAUUCAGCACUUGGUUGUAGUUUUGUUUAUGGGGGAACCUGAAAUAUUGAUAUAUUUUUUUUUUUUUUGGCUCUUUAUAUUUCAAUAUCCUAAUAAAGGCUUAUACCCCCUAUACGAAUAUUUACUUUUAAGGAACUUCUUUUGGUGGAGUGGGAGUCCGCAAACUUUAAGUGGGCGGUCGUCCCAUCCUGCUUUAUUUUUCCUCUAUACCAAAGGCUUAUACCAUAUUUAUGGAUACUUAAUUCAUUUAGAGGUUCUCGUUUAUGGAGGAGGGAUUCCCCACAUAUUUGUGAGGAGUUAUCCUGACUCAAUUUAGUAGUUUUUGUUCAAUUUACUUUGGGUGAUGCCCUUAAGUUCCUCUGUAACCGAUUAGGAGGCACCAGUGCUGACUAGUGUAGCCCUGUUGCCUCUUCUUGUGUGGCUAUUAAAUAAAUGUUAACUCAAAUCUAGAGGUUAGACUUUCCUUCCGUGAGAUUACUAGUGUGGCUAAAGUGCUUUAGUUUGGAGCGUUCCUUUAAACUACACAAAGUACAUCACGUUAAAUGGUACACUGCCACCACACACUGAAAUUAUGUAAUAUUUAUAUUCACCUUCAGUGUGUGAUUAUAAAUAUUAUCUAUGUUCAGGUUAUUCUGGUGUCAAGUUAAGUUUGUAUUUUACUUAUUUAUGCUUUGGGUGUAAUAUAAUAAAUUACUACUCCUUGUAAUUAAAUGAGAUGCACAGACUGUAGUGUAAAGGAGAAUCAUAAUCAUGCAGGUUUUUGUUACAAUGGAAAAAGUGUUAAUUUGUGUGUGCAUGUAUUCAUCAAAUCUUAUUUUUCUUUUUUACCUUCACUAAUGAAGGCCCUUAUUUGGGUAAACCUCUUCAUCAAAUCAUGAGGCAAUACUGAAACUCCAAUUAUGCUGUAAGCCAAUGUUUAAUCUAUUUAUGGAGCACUUUUCUACCCCAAGAGGAUGUCAAGCACUUAGUUAAAACUUCAUGACCUGCUGACAUAGCUGUAUCAUACAAAGGAGUGUAGUAUGGAUGCCAUAUGGAAUAGUCUGUAAGCCAAUAAGCCAAAGGGUAGUUUAUCUUAUGUGACUGACAAUUCUGUGUGAAAAUAUCUUGACAUUGCCUUGUCUAUUUCAGAAUAUGGUAUUUUAGUUAAAUAAAAAUGUGAUCAUUUAACGCUGCAAAAUGGUCUUGUGAUGCUAAGAUUUUUUUCUGUGACAAGCAGGCGAUGUGGUCAAAAUGUGGCGGAAACAUUCUAGCCUUGUGUUCAUGAUUCAGAGUGGUAGUGUAGUAAAUGUUUUUUAGCACACAUUGGGUCUCUUAAUCCUACCUGAGCUCUGUAUGAAUGCUACAACCUUACCAAAAGUAUUGUUGUUGUCAACACAUUUUUAUGGCCACAUUCCACCUUAUGGCUACCUAUGGCUGAAUAAUGUGUUUUGUCACAAAGCACGUCAUCUCAAACUGAUUCCAAAAGUGGUAGAAUCCACUAUAUUCAAAUGAGCUCAGCAGUGACCUGAUCACUAUCCAGUAGGACAUUGGGAUAUAAUGACAUGGGAGAUUUAUAGCAUAGUUACAUAGCUACAUAGCUGUAAAGAGACUUGCGUCCAUCAAGUUCAGCCUACCUCACGUUUGUUUUUUGCUGUUGAUCCAAAAGAAGGGAAAAAAACAGUUUGAAGCACAAUUUUGCAACAAGCUAGGACAAAAAUUUCUUCUUGACCCCAGAAUGGCAGUCAGAUUUAUCCUUGGAUCAAGCAUUUAUUACCCUACAUUGAAAGAUUAUAUCCUUGAAUAUUCUGUUCUUGCAAGUAUCCAUCUAGUAGCCGUUUGAACAUCUGUAUGGACUCUGAUAAAACCACUUCUUCAGGCAGAGAAUUCCACAUCUUGAUUGUUCUUACAGUAAAAAAAAAACCUUUCCUUUGUCUUAGACGAAAUCUUCUUUCUUCCAGUCUAAACGCAUGGCCUCGUGUCCUAUGUAAAAUCCGGUUUGUGAAUAGAUUUCCACACAAUGGUUUGAAUGUACAGCUGACAUUUGCAACAGUGAAUUGAUGCUGUCAUGACAACCUGGAUCUUAAUUUCUAAGUAAGGAAAUAAAACUAAUAUUUUUUUCAUUCUCCCCCUCCCCCCCUAUAAAAACAUGUUUGUAUUCCUAAAGUUAUAGUGUAUCUUGAAUACGUUUCAGUCCGUAGUCCUUCACAAUACUAAUAGAAAUAUGCAAAAAUUAGUUUUAGGUGAUUCGUCAGAAAAUGUUUUUUGUUUGCGGUCAUCAAAUAAAUCAAACAAAGUCAGAAUCCUCUGCAUUUAGCAGGAACUGUUAGUUUAGCAUGAUUUGUGUUGAUGUUGAUAACUUCUAAUGACAUGGUUUAGCAUUAAUUCCAAAAUGCUUUCCCUUUGACUCCAACAACUUUAAUUGUUAAGCUCACUGCUCUGUAAUUUCAGGGUAGAGAUUUUGUUCCUUUGUUAAUUAUGGGCACCAUGUCAUUUUCUCCAAUCCUCUGAUAUGAUUCCUGCAAAAAAAUAAAUCCUGUAUAAUGCAAAACAUUGGUAUUGCUAUUUUUAAUCUAAGCUCCCAAAGUACUAGUGAUUAUAUACCACCUGGCCCUUGGGCUUUGUUUAUCAACUUUAUUUACUCCAUUGCCCAUGGCACUUUGCUGUCACCCCUAUCCUCAGUACUGUAAGCAGGACACUUUGUUCCAAUUAAUGUCCUGCUUACUUAGCUUUUGGCUCUCCAUCUAACCCCACAGUUUUACAUUAUGUAGGCCAUUCCAUUUUGAAAUUGAAUAUUUAGUGUAGAGGAACACUAUAGGGUCUGGAACACAAACAUGUAUUCCUGUCCCCUGAGUGUUAAAAUCACCAUCUAUCCCUCCUGGCCUCCCCUUGCCCCCUAAACACUGCAAAUCUUACCUUUAUUCCAGUCUGCAGCUGCUGGCUCUGCCCCUGAUCUGCCUGCUUGGCUGACAUUAUCAUAAGUGGUGUUAUGAGCCAAUCACAAUGCUUUCACAUAGGAAAGCAUUGGAUUGGCUGAGCUUGUCAAGAAGGCAGAUCAGGGGCAAAGUCAGCACAAGCCAAACACAGCCCUGGGCAAUUGGCAUAUCUUCAUAGAAAUGCAUUGAAUUAAUGCAUCUCUAUGAGGAAUGUUCAGUGUCUCCAUGCAGUUGGUGGAGACCCUAAAUGGCAGUAGUGCACACUGUGCAGCACUGACCCAGGAAGCACCUCUAGCAGCCAUAUGAUGAGUGGCCAGUGGAUAUAUCCCUAGGCUGUAAUGUAAACAUUGCAUUUUCCCUGAAAAUAAAGUGUUUACUGCAAAAAGCAUUAAGGGAAUGAUUAUACUCACCAGAACAAAUACAAUAAGCUGUAGUUAUUCUGGUGACUAUAGUGUCCCUUUAACAAAUUGAUUCACAGCAUAUACCCGAAUUAGUCUUUAAAGGAUUGAUCCUCCCUCAGCUGCCAUGUCUGUCACCCAUCUUUCUAUGGGUUCCUUAAAUGGCUUAUAUUCUGCCACAUCACUAGUUGUAGCUAAACUCUGGUCAGUGAGCAGCAUAGCAAUUUUAAGAUUUUCACUCUCUCAGUGUUGCAAUUUGCUUCUCCAGAUCUCAAAUCUGAACUUCCAGCGCAGCCAUUCACUCACACUUUAUGCAGAAGUAAUACUUCUAAAACACCAACAAAGUUUGCAGUGCUGUACAAUAGGUGGACUAACAGACUAGUAUCUGCAACAGGAUUAGUUAGACACAUUGGAACUGAGUGUAGAAUAUAAUUGUGUAAAACAAAAUUUACCUGCUUUUCUCGAACUGUUCAAAAUAUUCUACCUUGCAAUAUACACCUUGAGUAAGCUAUUGUGAUCAAGCUGUUUAAAUAGGUGCUUGGUUAGAAAGCGUGCACAGAGAAAAAGAAAAGGUUUAAACCAUUACUUAUGGGAAAUUGUCAGCAGCACUAUAGAAAGUGUGCCGUUUACUUCCUGGUCUGUUUAGAGCGUAUUGCAAAUCCUACUUAGACUGCAGUUUCUAAAGUGAACGUUUAAAGAAAAAAAAAUGUAUAUUAAUUGAGUGACUUGCAAGCUCUCAGUUUACAUUGAGGUUUAACAGCGGCAACAUUUGAUAGGUCCUUAUUGAAAGGUGAACAAACAGUAUUGCAAAGGUGUGUUUUUUGUUUUUUUUUGUAUUCUAAAUGUAUAAAAAAACAUUACCAAUGGUGAUGUUUACCGAUUACCUAACCAUUUUUGUGAUUUAUCCCCACCCCCCCAACCCUUUUAAAAGUAGUAAACGCCAAAGUGACAUUUGUCAUUCUGAACAGAGCUUCGGGCUGCCAAAGUCUUGUGUGCCUGGGGUAUAACUUGCCCCCAGCACAUGUUCAAAUCUCUCUGAAUUUGAAGCGUUUGAUGCAGAAAUGUUGCACCUAUAGACUCCUACCACUAUAACCAAUUAAAAUCACUGAUGUGGUGGUGAUGGAUGGAGUAACCCUUACUACGGACCCCUAAAUCUACUUCCAUAAUAAAUUAGAGUCAGACAGUUGAUCUUCCUUUUCCAUAAUUCAUUGAGUCGACCCAAAAAGGAGAUAUUAUACAAUCUCAAGACAAGCGUUUAGUGCUUCAGCUGCUGAUGUCUGGGAUUUGUUUAAAUCUCACAACCACAAGAUUGAUUUGUGGAGGAAUCAACUCAGCCUUCUGUUUACAGAUAGUGAUAACCAUUCAUUUGGUACCUAAGGCUUUUUGGAACAAGGAGUUUCGAAGUUUGGUAUAUCCUUCAUGGUAGAAAAGUUGUGAUCAGUCUGGAUCUGCCUGACAAGGGUGAUCAGGUAUCUUUGGGAGAACUUUUGUGACUGCGCUAUGUGUGAAAGUAUGCUUUCUGUCAGAGAGACUGUAGAAGUUUGUCUGUAAUACAGUAGACCAUCUGUGACCAGAUUUUCUUCAAAAUGCAUAGAAACACCACAGGUUUUACAGCUUCUUUCGUUUUUUGUGUGACUAUUUUGCUAAGAAGUUGAGGGCAUUGAUUGACUGCAUGUGUCAGUUGAUGUUUUCAGCCAUUGUCUUCCAAAUUUUGGGAAAAAUUACUUUGCUAACCUGUGAGGGAGGGACUGGGGUUCAGUUCUUUGGAGAUCCCCAAGUUGCUCAGAUAGUUUGACACAGAAAUACAACAUAGCACCUGCAGUCUCAUAGCACCAUACCAACUACAACUUUGAGUGCCCUUUAUAAAGGUCUAAAAAUCACCAUAAAAACCAAUAGAAUAAUAAAAAGCUAUUAAUUUGUUUCUGUGCUGGUUGCAAACAUUAAAAUACUUCAAUUUUAAUUUAUUUAAUCUAUAAAUCUGUCAUUGGUUUUUUAUGACAAACUCCAUUAAAUAUAAUUCAUUAGAGGAAUAUGCAAAUUGAAAGUAGUGGUUUAAAGUGUGCAUUACAGUUUGAGAAACACUGUCUUAUUUAUGUUUGCAUCCUUGUGAUGGCUGAAUUGUGCAAUUUUGAAAAUAAUUCUGACACAUGCAAAUUACUUUUUACUUUGAGUAAUUGCAGCUCAUAGCUAUUGUUUGAUGAUCUGUUAAUGACUUUGCAGUUUCUUUGUCUUUGUGGAAAAGCUGUGCUUUUUAUGCAGCUUUGAUUGGAGCCAGAAUUGUCCAGCAUGAGUCCUGUUUCUAAACGGACGGAUAAAGGUUCUAGUGCAACACUAACGGACUACAAAAUACUCACACAGGACACGAUUCAUACAAGCUAAUUAUUACAUAUAGAAUAGAGGAACAGUGACAAAUGACACAGGCUGAAACUUGAACUAUCUGACAGCCUAUCAGAGCAGCUCAUAAAAUAAAAACCUAAUAAAACAAAACAUAUUGGUGCAAUUAAAACAAAAGAGAAUUAAAAUUGUUAUAAAGAACACAUGCUGAUAACAUUCCUUUGAUCUCUACAAAGUAAUAAAAUAAAAUGUUGUUCCUUGUCCCAGUGUUUAUGAUAUAUUUGUAUUUAAUGUAUACAAGGAAUGGACUACUCAGUCUUCUAAAAAUCAUUAAAUUGUGGGGAGGACAGAUAUUUAACUGUAGUAGAAUAUAUGUAGAAAUAACUGGACAUUGCUAUUUACAUUAAGGGGUUAAUCCAACUCUUUAUUGUAGUAUGAAAUAUUGGGCAUUAAUUUCUAGGUCUCCCACUGUUAUAGGUUUAAAAAGGGGGGGGGAAAAGGUAAAAAGGUUUGUGCAAUCCAGUGCCUGGCAAAGCUUCCCUGGUUACUUUCCACGCACUGUGUGACUUCACUCCUUUCCUCUAAGGUCCAAUCAUAUGCUUCUCAUAUAGAACCGCUCAGAGCAUGCGCGCACCCUGAGCCAGGGAGGUGAGGGAGUAGGGGUGGACACAAGAGGGAGGAAAAAAUAAAAUAAUUGUCAAUAGGAGGAGGUAAGGAGGGGACAAUUUAGCUUCCCGCUUGCAGGCAAACGCAGAACUUAGUCGCCAGAGUGCAAUGGGCUUUUUUGCGCAAAGUUAAUAUUGGGACGGCUGCCUAAGUCAUGAUUACCUUUGAUGUAACUAGCCCCCAGCAAGUGCAAAUAUCUCUGUAUGUGCAAAAAGUCUUAACAUACAAAUCAAGAUCAUUAUGACCACUUCUAAAAACAGAGGUAGACAUGGUGGUUUGCGUAACUCGAGUAGUUAAAAACUUUAUAGAACAAGGAGAAAUCUGCCACUUCUUCAGAAUAGUUUCCCAGAAAUAUGUAUAGGGUGGAGUGAACACAAGUUCCUAUAUAGAGAUAUGCCGGGAAAUAUAAAAUUAACUGUUACUCACAACAAAAUGAAUGCGUUGGUUCGUGACUUCACUGAUAUUAACUUAAAAAAAAAAAAAAGAGGUUACUCUACAGAAAGUCUGCUUGUCAUGCAACUUUUAGGCCUAGGUCAUAGCAUAGUAAUUGCAUUUUUGAGCCCUGUUUGAAACCUCUGCAGUUAGUGCCAAAUAUCACUUAAACCUUAGAGCCAAAUGUAAAUUUUGAGAUGUAUAUGUGAAUGGUGAAAGUUAAUCAUACAAAAAUAACGCCAUUGAUUGGAUUUCUGAGAUGGUGGUGGGUGGGAUUUACACUCCUGGAUAAGCAGCAGUUUGUCAGGAGUGUGAAACCUGUGUGCAAUUAAGAGCCUAUGUGUUGAUUUAUUUAUUUUUAUUGGGUUGGUAACAAAAGCUUGGGAGGACAUUAUAAACAUCAUAUGUUGCAUUUAGAAUCUCCAAAUAUUUUAUAAUUUGCUAACCCACUUGACGGUUAUUCACAAACUGGUCAUUUGAAAUGAAAACAGCUAAGUUGGAAAUCAAAAUAUCUGUGGAGACUUUAGGCAGGGAUAGGCAACUUUCAGCACUCCAGGUGUUGUGGACUACAUGUCCCUUCAUGCUAGCAAAGCAUCAACGGAGAUGUUGCACAAUAUCUGGAGUGCCUAAGGUUCCCUACCCUCUGCUUACGGGUAUGUUGGUUUAGAAUUGGCAAUUCUCUGGUUUAUUUCCAGUUUCAUGCUUGUGAGAAAUACUGCAUGCAUGGAAUUGUAAAUAUUUUGCUAAUAUAUAAUUAUAGAAUGUUCUACACUGUAAUGAUGCAAUUCUAGUAUAGCCGUGAAAUAAAAAAAUAAAGAUUCAUAAAGAAAAAAGGCUGGCAUCAAACUCGAACAUCCACCUGCACAUCAACAGAGAAUGUUUAGUUGUUGCUGCUGGGAGUAGAUUAUACUAAAAGUGAAACAUUUAUAUAUCUAGCAUACAGCUGCUAUAUGAAGUUGUAAGUGUGAUUGGUGGCAGUGAUGUAUUAAUUAUAUUGUGUAUUAGACAAUUACAGAUAAGAAGGCACAUUCAAUUAGUGUACAAAUAAUGAGGCAGCUGUGUUUGUACAUCACAUGGUGAUGAUUACUUUUCUCUGUUUGUUUAGAUCUCAUAGAUUGUAAGCUAGCUUCAGCACGGCCUUCUUCACCUCUUGUUCAUAUUCUGUAUGUCAGUUACUUGUUGCCAAAACCUCCUUUUCUAUCAUUUCAAAGACCUGUCAAAUAAACGACAGUACUAGGUUUCAGUAACUAUCACUAUGAAUUUACAGUUUAAACAAAAGAUAUACAAGAAACAAAGUAGCUUAUCUUAGUCAGAAGACUUUCACGAAGGCCUUGUUGGCCAAGAAAAGUUAACAUUGUGUAAAUAUGCCUCUAAAUCUGCAUCCUCUUUACCCUAUUCCCUUUUAUAUAACAAUACGUACAUUUGUGUAGUAGCUGCAUGAUGGGCAAACCCUCCUAUCAGUCUCAGAGAUAGAAUUCAAGGCACCGCAUCCUAUCCAUUAUUCACCAUGGAUUUUUUGGUUCACCAUUAGGAAUUCACCUAAGAUAACUUGUCAUGUGUUUUAUCUCAUUUGGUUUUUUAUUUUAUUGCAAUACAAGGCAAACUGUAUUAGAAUAACCUCUAUCUUCAAGGGAAACUAUAGUCACCAAAACAACUUUAGCUUAAUUAAUCAGUUUUUGUGUAUAGAACAUGCCCCUGUAGCCUCACUCCUCAAUUCUCUGCCAUUUAGGAGUUAAAUCACUUUGUUUAUAAACACUAGUCACACCUCCCUGCAUGUGACUUGCACAGCCUCCCUAAACACUUUCUGUAAAGAGUCAUCUAAAGUUUAUCCUUCCUUUAUUGCAAAUUCUGUUUAAAUUAGAUUUUUUUUUUUUUUUUAUCCCCUGCUAUGUUAAUAGCUUGCUAGACCCGGCAAGAGCCUCCUGUAUGUGAUUAAAGUUCAAUAUACGGAGCAGGAGAUUAAAUUGUUUAAGGUAAAUUACAUCUGAUUGAAAGUAAAACCAUUUUUUUUCCAUGCAGGCUGUGUCAGUCAUAGCCAGGGGAGGUGUGACAAGGGCUGCAUAAACAUGAGCAGUAAAACAUGAGAGGCACGAUCUAUACGCUAAAUCUGCUUCAUUAAGCUAAAGUUGUUUAGGUGACUAUAGUGUUCCUUUCAUGUUCACUGCUGUGCUUUGCCCCUCCCUUUAGCUGACAAAUGUCUCCGCAGUCCUUCUGUAUUAUGCAGAGAGGCUGUGAAUUAUCAUUUCUAUUCCCCUCCUUAACUGUAAAAAGAAACAAAACAAAAAAAACACAUUUCUAGAUCACUGCAGUGAAAAUUGUCAUAAUCUUAGGUACUCCAUAUGCACCCAAGGUUUCAAAUGUUGGGCUACGUUUUUACAUGUUUUAAUUGGCUUAGCUAAAGUCAGCAUCAGUCAUAUUGUGCAAGUUUAUGCUCUGGUAUGUCUCUGGUUAAAAUUGUAGUGCCAACAACAUUUGUAGAACUGCGUUCUAGGUAUUUUUCCUCAGUGAUGUGAUUUUUUUUUUUUUUUUCACCCUGUUCUGCUCUGUGGCAGCUCUUUGCAGCAGCAUAGGACAAGUAGGCAGAUGCCUAACGGGACACAAGUAUAUUGUUAAAUUGUUUGACUACUCACUCUGGGAGUAAGAGCAUUCCUGGCACUAUAACUACUACAGCAGGUUAUAGUGCUUGGCAUGUUUCUUUAAGUUCUGAUCUACUUGAACGAUGCCAAUCGAGUGUCCAAAUUUGGUAUUAGGACACUCGAUUGAGGUUAGUCUGAUGAGUGAACCAGGCCAGGUUUACAGCUUGAUUAUUCUGGCAAGCUCCCUCUUGGUAUCUUUAUUGACAAUAGUAACAAAUUCACAUUAAAGGAUCACUAUAGUGUCAGGAAAACAAAUCGGUUUUCCUGACACUAUAGUACCCUGAGGGUGCCCCCACCCUCAGGGUCCCCCUCCCGUGGUGUUGAAGGGGUUAAAAACCCCUUCAGUUACUCACCUUAUUCCACCCCCGGGCUCCCUUACCUCUCCUCCUCCGCUGACGUCAGCUCCCUCAUCCCCCGUCUUUUUCAAUGCUUUCCUAUGGACGCUCUGCGUGAUGGAGGCAUAAUAUGCCUCCAGCGUUGCAGAUGCGCCUCUAGUGGCUGUCCAGAAGACAGCCAUUAGAGGCUGGCUUAACCACAAAUGUAAACAUAGCAGUUUCUCUGAAACUAUGCUUGCAUCUGCAGGGUUAAAACCUGAGGGACCUGGCACCCAGACCACUUCAUUGAGCUGAAGUGGUCUGGGUGACUGUAGUGUCCCUUUAAUUGCCUGUCUCUAUAUUUUACUGCUAGUUCUUGCAGAGUUGAGUUAAUAAUUUUAAAUUUUCAUUCUGGCUUUUAAGGUUUUUGAUAGAAUGGUUUAAGUUUAAUAUAUUCAUAUAAAAGCUUUAGUUUUUAUAUGCUUAAUGAAGUAAUUUUGCUGCAGAGACGCUGUCCCAUUUGUGCAGAAAUGUAAAGCAUUGCAGUUUCUCUGAAAUGGUAAUGUUCCUUUUUAGUCAUAACUACACAUCUAGAGCUGGACAGAGUGACAGCCAGUAAAGCCAUGUCCUAGUGAAGACUUGAAAUAAUUGAGUUUUCUCAUUCUGCGUCAUUGAGCCCACCAGGAUGUCGAUAAAUAGAAUACAAACAAAGAGAAGUAUACACACUAAGAAAGUGUAGUGAAACCGUAUAAUAGGGAGAAUCAUUACCUGAUUUCAGGUUAUUUGUAUAUUUUCUAUACAUAUAUUGUCACGUAUUGGGAGGUGUUUCCACUUUGUUUUUUAGGAUGCCGAUAAACACUGGGAAUGCUUCUUAUAGACAAGCUUUGGUUUUAGUGCUUCUCAAUGCAAAGUGCUUUGGUACAUGCACGUGACUGUUUGUGACUACACAAUAGAUCAUGAAAGUGCACUGUAGUGGUUAUGGUGCCAGGAGUGCUCUUCUUAUUGUAAGUAGUAAAACCGUUUUAGUACAGUUUGACUUCUUACCUGGGGUCUCCCGGGCACUGCUCUCCAUCUCUUCUUAGCCUGCAGGAGAACCAGGAGCUUCCAUUAGCUCUCCUGAUCCAAGACCUGCGGUGUAAAACCAGCUCAUUGGCUGGGAGUAUCCUGCAUUGCAGGGUUUAGAUCACACAGCUUGCCUGGAGGCUGCAUGGGAGGUAAUAAGCAGCAGCUGAAGGACUCCAUUCUAAAAUACAAAGAGCACUCCUGGCACCAUAACCACUACAGUGCACCAACGUGUUUAUAAUGCUUUAAGUGUUCGGUUUAAUAAGCUGCACUUCCAACCUACGAGGAUAUAAAAAUAGCUGCCAGCAAGGUUAAGCCAUGACUGAAAAGUCAUCAUACACGAGGUUAUUGACUAAAUUGUGAAUUCAAAAUUAAUAUGCUACGAUGACUGUUUUAAUGACAAUGUGGUGUAUUGGAGUAUACCAAUCUCCCCAUUCAUCGAAAAAAACCAAAAACAAACACUUGUAUAUUUAGUCUAAAGGUAUGAGUAGUUUAGAGGACAGUAUUACUAAAGCAUGUGUUGAUUCCUUUAUGUAGAGGGUGUGCUUUGUAGUCAUGGGUUCCAGGAAAGAGCAGAGUCAAGCUAGUGUCACCUGAGAGGAAAGGACUUGAUAUGGAUGUUUGUGUUAUUUAUACAUUUGCUCUUUGCUUCCUACAUCAGUUUUUAAUGCUGUAUCACUUGAUGCAAUGCCAGAUGGGGGUCAAGUGCACUCCCAGGGUUAUUUACUAAGUGGGAAUUCAAAGUGAAGGCUAGAGUAGUUGAACUGAAAGCAUAGCUGACUUAGGAGAAUUUUUCCAGUUUGGCUGUUUUGACCUUAAAUUUGAAAUUCACUUUGAAUCUGCUUUGAAUUCUGACUUUUAUUGAAUAACCCUGUCUGUAUGAAUUAGAAUGGAGGAAUUUGUAAAGGUAUCAGAUUUCUAUGGGACUAGCACUGUACUCUCUCAUAUAAGAUGUUGUUGGUGUUUGUCUUCUUCCAUGGUUUCAAAUGGGACUUGUGAUACACAGGGUAUAGUUAAAGUAAUGAGCUGUAAGUCUCUAGUGAAUUCUAUGAAAACACUGGAAUAAUGCAUACACUGACUUCUUAUAGACUGUAAUGGUAAUCUGCCAUCUGUACAAAAGAUGUCUGACUAAGUUAAGAGGUUAUGACCUUAACAAACUUCAAAAGUAUUGACUUCCCCAAGUUAUUCAUCCACUAUAAUGUAAAAUUAUUUUUUUCCCUUGUUUCCUUCUGUGAGAGUUUGUAGAAUACAAGGUUUGAGUAGGCCCCAGGCCAAUUUAACACCAACUUUGUAAGACGGUGCCUGACCCUUUUUCCCAGCUACUUCCUUUCUUUGUGUGGUGCUGUUGAUAGGCUGAGACUCGAGUCAACCUAUUACAAUAUACAUACCUUUUGCACUCUGUUUUCUACGUGGGGUGCCAAUAAAAAGCUGAGAGCACCCGCUGACACUCUCAAUGCAAAGGCGUGGAAAGAAGGAAUUUUUAUAUAUAUAUAUAUAUAUAUAUAUAUAUAUAUAUAUAUUAUACACACACACCUAUUCAAGAGACUAAAGUGGUAUCGCAAUCGACAUGUCCUGACACAAAAUUAAUAAUGAACAUUUAGAGACCAGGAGAUCAGGUUUUAGUGCAAGGCUUGACAAAUUUGCUUUGAAUCUAGGAGCCAGCUAAAAAUGUUAGACCGGUUUUGUUAAACUAACAAAGCUUCAUUUUCAACACCUAAAAUACAAUUCUUAAAGGGUAACAGCUUAAUGUAGUGGUUCUGGUGUCUAUAUCCUGUCCGUGUAGGCUUUUUUUAGAGAAAAGGCAGUGUUGACAUUGCUGCAUAGUAACAACUGUAGUGCGUAAAAACGCCUUACCCAUGCGAUUGGAGGUUGGCCGGUAACCUGAACACACAUUUAGAGACACACACUCACUGACAGGCACAUUCUCUCUCAAAUUCACCAAUAAUUAUUUUGAUUUAAAUUUAUGUCCACCCAGUCUUGGGAGAGCUGAAGUGGAUCAUUUCCUUGAGGUCCAGUGGGGCUUGUGUAAUUUUUAAGCUUUUCUUGCUCUGCUCCCUCGCGCACUGUUUAGCGACGUGGGGGCCAGAGUGACAUCAUAUUGCUGCUCCCAGUGUUUUGUCAGAUUUCCUUACCCUCGUCACAUCCGGUGAGGCGGACCAGCUGUUGCCUGUGCUACACAUGCGUUCUAGCACUCCUGAUGGGUAGGAAACUGAUGCAGGUUGGAAGCGUGUGCAAGACAACCCCAUCACUGCCAAUGACAAGGCAUCAUCUGGAAUGGUAACUUCUCGUCAGCAUGGAGGGAAGUUAAGUGUUCGUUUAAUUUUUUUAUUUAAGUUUGGGGGGCGGACCAUCUUGAAAGCGUUACUCUAAUAAAAAUCACUGUUUUCUCAAAAUGAUUUUUGAUUGGAGUAACCCUUGAAUUAUGGUAUUAAAUUUUUUGCUCCCCAAGUGAAAAUUUAGUCCAGAGGAAUGAGACCAUUUACCUCAAGUUACUUUUCACAAACCAAUGAUUUACACUGUAGUGAAAAACUCAUGAUUUACAUUUUAACAAGAUUACUCUCAAAUGUGUAACUAAAAAGUUAUUUCCAUUUUAUUUUUCUGAUGUCAAACUCCAUUGGUAGGUUUGUGAUGAAUUCUGUUAUAGAAUCCAUAGGCAGCUAAGCAACGCAUCCUAUAAUUCUUAGUAUGCAGUCAGUGCUCAGAAAUGUUUGUGUACAAGUUAUUUGAGAGCUGAUUGGCUGUGCAUGGUGCUGCCCUAUCGAUUCACUUUAGUUGCAUUGCAAGAAGAGGUUUGCAGCAGCAAGUACCUUUUUGUAAAAACAAAAUAAUUUUUUUUUUUUUUUGCAUAAUUUUAGACGUUGGAACUGUUAAUAUUUAUUGUGCUAUGGGUUGUUAGAAACCUUCCAGCCAUACACAAUACAUUUUGUAUAAAAUAUGCAAAUAUAUUGUAAGGAUAGACUUGUCAGUUUCGCUGGUUAGAGACGAUAUUCAGCAUCUGAUAAUUGGUUAUCGGCAUUGUAAUUUACCGAUUAUUACCAAUUCACUCGCCUCUCCCAUUCACCAAACGUUGUCUUCUGAAUCUGGAAACUCUAGCCUCCAGCCAUCGAAGUGCCAUGUAGUGACCUUGCGUCACCCUUUUCUGUAAGUCCCCACAUGCAGAGCUCAGCUGAAGGCAGGAAGGAGAGACGGUGAAUAACCUACUAUAAUGUACUGGUCAGACUGACCGAGUGAUAGGAGUGUGUGUGAUGACAGCAAUUCCACACCUAUCCGUAACAGCAGUGUACAUGCCAAUAUCCCACGGACACCAGCAUGUACUGGCUACCUGAGAGUGAUAGGAGUUUGAUUGUUCAACAACUGUCUCCAAAGGUGACCAAUAAUCUCGAAUGCAUUGUGUUUUAAUUAGUAGAAAUAUGGAAUAAAUAAUUCACGUGUGAAAAAUGAUAUAUGCGAAUGUGGGUUAUUGCUUUACUUAAGGUUGAAGCUUUUUAGUACCCCAGUAGUUGACAAAAUACAGGCAAAAAUGUAUUGUUCCUAAAAAUGUAAUCUUAACCAACUAGUAUCCUCUUUGAGGUUUCCAGAUAAUCUUAUAGGAAGAAAUGCUACACACAGUGACAUUGACUAUUUUAACCCUUUAAGGACAUGUGACAUGUCAUGAUUCCCUUUUAUUCCAGAAGUUUGGUCCUUAAGGGGUUAAAGCACCUGUCAUGACAUGUGAUGUAUCACAUUUAUGAAUUAGGUGACAUUUUUCUAGCGCAUACAUAUUUACAGAUUAUUAUUUCUUACCGCAAAGCCAAUUAUCUAUCUUAAAGGUGUACUGCAACUGAUUUUGUUCUUCACAUUCCGUUGUUUGGAGUGCCACGUGAUAUGAAAAUAUUGUGGCAUAUUGAAGCCACCCUUUGCCCUCCUGAUAUUAGAUGGGGGAUCUAUUCUGUUCUCAAUUACUUAAAUAUGCUGUAUUCUGGCUAUUUUAAAAAAGAGCCUUUGUAGUAGCUAUAUGCACAUUCAGAUACAAGACACUGUUUUCAUUAGUUAGUGAAUUCAUUGAUAUUAUAACUUGAGAACUCUAAGGUCUUGGCAUUUUUAGUCCUGCAGAGUUAUGAGAAAUUAUCUAUAUUCCGGUGCAGUUUGACAUGCAGUGCAAUUAUCAAAUGCUCCAUUAUUCCUUGCAUUUAGUUCAUACACACUAGGCCUAUGGCCCAUGUCACUCUUCACUAGGAUUGCAGUGACAAUUAUCCAAACAUAGUAGAAUUGCAAAUGUUUCUGUGAAUCUCGUCUGCAUACCCUACCCCACUGACUGUCAUCCAUGUUUGCUAAAGUAAAAACGAAGGAAUGUAAAGGUCACCAUGAUUUAAGAGUCUGUUUUUAUAUGAGGUUUUCUUUAGUGAUCAGACUGUGGUAGACUCGGAGCUACGUGGGAAUUUUUAUGUUAAAUUUAAACUGACUAGGGGGGAAGAAGGCUGCUGCCCUUCUAGAGAUUCUUAAAAUGAUCCCCCAUACUUCUCCGUUACAUUUUUACGUUCAGUGCCAGCGUACACUAUUCAAACGUUAUUUUGAGUAUCACGUAGACGAGCUAUUUUUAAACUAGAUAACGGGAAUCUGAAGUGAUUUAAAUUUUCUUUUUUGUUUCUCUGUAGGUGCACUGACCAAAGUACGAGAGAGUAAGAAGCAUGUAGAAGAAGGGAAGAUGGAGCUUCAGAAAGCAAGUGAUAUCCAAGAACGCUGUAACAUUAUUUCCUAUGCUAGCCUAGCAGAAAUACAGCACUUUCACAAAAUCCGAGUGAGAGACUUCAAGUCACAAAUGCAACAUUUCUUACAACAACAGAUCACAUUCUUCCAAAAAGUGACGCUAAAACUGGAGGAAGCUCUACAAAAAUAUGAUGCUGCCUAGGAAUGACAUGGGGAAACCCUCAGCUUAUUCUCCUCGUUUUGGGGAUGGUAUAUUACCCUGGGGAAAUAUUCACCCCUACAACAUUACAACCUGUUGCCAAUAAUUGGCGGUGGUACACGAAUGGUCGUACAUAUACUAUUUUUUAGUAUACUGUGAUGCAGAAAUGUGGAACCCUAAGAUAGUUCCAGCAUAGCACAUUUGUAUUUAAAUUAUAUUACCUAUUCCUACACUACCAUUGUACCAAUUUUUUCUGGUGUAUCAAGUAUGCAAAUUGCCUUAUUGUUUUCUGAAGUAUGUUGUUAAGGUGCAUACACAAAAAAAAAAAAAAAGACUAACACGUUACUUCAGUUGCCUUUUUUAUUCUUACACCUGGAUUUAACAUAUCCUCUGUUUACAAAUCUUCUACUUGAGCAACUGUUCAAUUGUGUGCCUUCUUAAACUUUUUUUUUUCCAGUAAUAAAUUCAUAUUUUACCAUGGGGGAAUUGUUUAUCCAAUGUAAACUUUACAAGUCUGCUAAAUAUUGUUUUCUCCUCUAUUGCCCACAGUGCUCUAUUUUGUUAGGAAAACAUGGGCUUCCGUGACAUUAUCUGUCCUGUAGACAAGGAGACGAUGGGAUUAACCUAUUGUUUGUUUAGGUUACUGUACGCCCAUGUCAGGAAAAGAUUCACUUGUUACAUAGAACUGUAAGACAACGCUGAAGAGGAACUGGCUAUUUUAACAUCAAUAAGUGAAAAUUCACAGGACAACGCAAUUACGGCUUAUUGCUCGGUACAGUCUUAUUGGUUUUCAGCAGUUGUUUACUUGUAUGAUGGUUAGUGGAUGGGUUAAUGAAGUGUGCUAUUGAAGUGUACGAGCAAGGAGCUGUUAACUAUUUGAUGUGACUCGAAAAGACACUUUAACUGGGAUUUUGGAGACUCUGCAAUCAUCGAUUAAGUAAUGAAAUAAAAUUGCAUUGCUGGCAAUAAAGCACAUAUCCUUCUACAGACUAGUUUACACAGCACGUCUGUUCACAUCUUAUCCAUCUAGGAGAGAGCAGUAGCAUGUUAAAAUUAAUACUGUGUAUGCAUACAAUUAUAUUUAAUGCACUCAUUUUAUUUAUUAUUUUGUAGCCAAUCUUUUCAGUUUUAAUAUUAACCUUUUCUGUGGAAUAUUUACAUAUUGACAAUAUCUAGUGAAAUACUAGCAAUUGUGUAAUGCUGCAUUUUGAGAUAUUGAAGCAGCUCUGAUAUAUUAGUAACCCCUGAUAUAUCAUGGAUACUUGUUGGAUUUUUUUAAUGCUUUAUAUUAUUGACACUGGUCUUUAAAUUCCUGAAGUUACUGUCACUUCCUUUUCUUAAUCAUGGAAAACAAAGCACUUGAGCUCAUCUAUUUUAUUUUUUAUUUUCUUUUAAAUGAUAUCAAAUGCGUCUUGGCUUUGUUACAAGGUUGGACAGCCUUUUUGUUUUUCUAGCCCAUCACCAGAGGCAGAGGAUAAUGUAACUUGGAGGCAAAAAACAUAAAGAAGCUUUUCAUGUCACUCAUCUCUUGCAAAAUAUCAAGAGUCGGCUUUACUUUUUUUUUUUUUUUUUGCCCUGGGGCACAAGUAUUAUUUAUACAUGUGCUGUAUGGGACAAGUACUGGCCAGUUGCAAGACAUGGGAGAUUUAGCCACAUAGACAUGUAUCUAUUUGAAGUUCUAAAAUGUACCCGUCUUGAUAAUGGACUUGUGCACCUUUUUAUAUGAAUUCUGAUCCUUAGUAUACAAAGACACUUUUCUUCCUCCCUCAAAUCCUGUUUAUUCUCUGCCCCCUCAAACAAACUGGCCUAUGUAUGGAUCUGUGAUCUCAGUUUGGAGGCUUUCAGAGGUAGACCGAAGAUACAUAACUCCAAAGCUUGGAGCUGGUGCUUAACCAUUGAAGAUAAACAUAUCAAUGUUUAGGUCCUGGACUCCUAGCUUUUUCAUUUCUACUACUUUGCAGCAGCAUCAUCAUCAUCAUCAUCAUCAUCAUUGUUCAGCAUUUUUAGAAAUAAAAAAACCUUGUGGAGUUAGUUGUAGCUUCUGUAUACAUUCUUAAAUUUCUACAGUAUUAUCAUGCUUUCCUUUUAAAGGUGCCUAUUUAUGACUUGGUAAAACUACAGGUGCAUUAUAUAAAUUCUGCUGGUAGAAGAUCAAAUUAAAACACUGAUGUUAUUUCAUAGCACUGGAAGGAGUUUUAAUGAUUACAUUACGCUUACUUUGACUUCUUAACAUCUCCAACCCGUUACACUGUGUGAUCAAUACAAUGUAGUUAAAUUAUCUGCUGGCAAUUAAAAAUCCAACAUUGCUUGUAUCCAAAUGUUGCUAUGCACGUCUUUAUUUAUAAUUUUGCUUAUGGUUUUCUUUUGUCUGCUUUUCUAACCAUUUUAUUUAAGGUAAUGGUAAGUAAAGUCUUUUUGUGCAAAGCUGUUUGUUUUUCCCCCUUGUGUGUUUCUUUAUUAUGAGUUUGAAGCAGAUAAGCUGUCUAAAUUCUGUACCUGCAUGCAGUUGCAUCUUGCGCUGGUACGUAUAGUUCUACCUUGCCUUCCGAUUUCUCUUAACCUGCAAACUGUAGCUUCACUGCUCACCAUAUACACCUUAUGAUCACCUCAUCUCAAUGUACAACACAGCUAUGAUCAAAC
Pelobates cultripes (western spadefoot toad) is the source of this 21989-nucleotide messenger RNA. The record is from the annotation of a GenBank genome assembly. Lineage: Eukaryota; Metazoa; Chordata; Amphibia; Anura; Pelobatidae.